AUCGGACAAAUCGUGUCCAGCAUUACGGCUUCCCUUCGCUUCGAUGGCGCCCUUAAUGUCGAUUUGACUGAAUUCCAGACCAAUUUGGUUCCCUAUCCGCGCAUUCACUUCCCACUCGUCACUUAUGCGCCCGUCAUCUCCGCCGAAAAGGCAUAUCACGAGCAGUUGACUGUCUCUGAGAUCACUAACUCCUGCUUCGAGCCGGCGAACCAGAUGGUGAAGUGUGACCCCCGACACGGCAAGUAUAUGGCCUGUUGUCUGCUCUACAGAGGGGAUGUCGUCCCCAAAGACGUGAACGCAGCCAUCGCUGCCAUUAAGACCAAACGCAGCAUUCAGUUCGUCGACUGGUGUCCCACAGGUUUCAAAGUGGGCAUCAACUACCAGCCCCCGACCGUUGUCCCGGGCGGAGACUUGGCUAAAGUGCAGCGCGCCGUCUGUAUGCUGUCCAACACGACAGCCAUUGCUGAGGCGUGGGCUCGACUCGACCACAAGUUCGACCUCAUGUAUGCCAAGCGUGCGUUCGUGCACUGGUAUGUGGGCGAAGGCAUGGAAGAGGGAGAGUUCUCCGAGGCUCGCGAAGACUUGGCUGCUCUCGAGAAGGACUACGAAGAGGUGGGACUCGACUCCACUGAGACCGGCGAAGACGAGGCCGGAGAGGAGUUC
Oppiella nova is the source of this 663-nucleotide messenger RNA. The record is from the annotation of a GenBank genome assembly. NCBI's taxonomy places the organism in Eukaryota, Metazoa, Arthropoda, Arachnida, Sarcoptiformes, Oppiidae.